Paramecium tetraurelia is the source of this 591-nucleotide messenger RNA. RefSeq lists its product as uncharacterized. The transcript has 2 exons. The record is from RefSeq and is a predicted model, not a curated record. Lineage: Eukaryota; Ciliophora; Oligohymenophorea; Peniculida; Parameciidae.
AUGUAGAAAAAGAAACAAAGUCAAAGUAGAAAAGUAUCACAAAAAAAUAGAGAACAUGAAUAAGAACAAGAAAUAUUGAUAUCAUCAGACAAUGAUACUCAAGAUUUCUCUGAAUUGGAAUAGAACUAGCAAUAUUAUAGUAUCAUCCAAUGGAAAAAGUUAUAAGAGGAAAAAGUCUUAAAAAUGGCAGGAAAUAAUUUGAUAACCCAAAGUUCUAAACAUUAAGAUGAUUUAUCAAAAUUGCAAACUCUCCCUUUAAAAUCUUGUCUAAAGAAAAUCAAAUAGGAUGAAUUAUUUGGAAAAAUAUCCGAUGAUUAAAUGAAAACAUAAAUCUCAUCAGAAAAAAUGCAACAUAAAGAACAAUAGAUCAAAUAAUGUAUCAUAGUUACUGAAUUCAACAACAUCAUGAACGAAGAUAAUGAUGAUGAAAUAUCCAUAACUUUAGAUGAAGUGGAUGAUUUCAUUUACAAGCAUACAGAAUAAAAGAAGAACUAAAAGUUUGACUUAACUCAAUUCGAUAGCAUAAAGAAAAGAAUUGUUCUUAAUCAGAAAAUCUAAUUUGAUCAUUAUGUCCCUAAAAAUAAUUAAUGA